AGAUUAUUGACACAUCAAUUGAUUCUCUCUCGUUUCUGUUGCUGCUGCAACAUCAAACAAUGCAUAUGAUUACUCAAAUGGGCAUGCAUCGACAGUUAGCUCUGUUAUUGUUUCAAACUUGAAAACUGGUGUCAGAAAAGGAGCAUGGGACAAAGUAGAGAUUUAGUGAGGCCAAUAUGGAAUACUUUAAGGAUCUUGCAAAUGCUUAAGAACCAAAGUCCAUGUGAUGAAAAUUCUUACAUGUUUGAAGGACAGUUUAUGGUGAUUGCUUGCGCAGACUCUCGGGUUUGUCCCUCAGUUGUCUUGGGAUUUCAACAUGGAGAAGCAUUUGUAAUCCGCAACAUCGUGCCUUCUUAUGAGAUAUGCAAUGAGAAUUCAAGAUCUUCUCAACCAAUGCUUUAUUUUAUACAUCACAUUGGUGCUAAUUGGUUUAAUGUCUCCACAAGUUGUUUAAUGGCUGCCAUAGCAUGCGUUGUUGGAUUACAUUAUGGGCACAUUCUUGUUCAUGUCAAGAAGUUACAGAAGGCUAAAGUUACCCAAAAUGUAUACAAUCUCUGCCACAUUGGUCUCAAGGAUUUUUCUGUCCAAGUUGCACCAGAUGAGAUAGAGCUGGUGGAUACACUAGAUUGUUAAGAACAAGAAUACGUGUUGGUGAUGCUGUACCUAUGGUUCCUAUAUUGAGUGCGAUAUUUACCUUAUUUGCAUUUAGCUCAAGAACCGAUUAUAGCUUUUGUUUAUUUUGAAUAUAAACUGUAAAGAAAAUAUAUAGCAAAAAGUUACAUUGGAAAAGGCUAUCAUCUAAAAUAUUCAUGAAA
Messenger RNA from Ipomoea nil (Japanese morning glory), 815 nucleotides. RefSeq lists its product as uncharacterized. Gene Ontology annotation, molecular function: zinc ion binding; carbonate dehydratase activity. Gene Ontology annotation, biological process: carbon utilization. Bases 145 to 633 code for a protein of 162 amino acids. The transcript has 10 exons. Lineage: Eukaryota; Viridiplantae; Streptophyta; Magnoliopsida; Solanales; Convolvulaceae. The record is from RefSeq and is a predicted model, not a curated record.